GAAGAAUUAGGGCUUUUCUUUCCUACGUUCUAAAUCCGGCGUGCGUGCGUGCUUAUAUACAUUCAGCUUCACUUCCAUAACGCUACCAUGAAAUUGACUCUUCCAGAGCUCAAAACUUCAGUGAUCGACCAUGGUGGGGUUUGUACACAGUCCACCCGGUGAACAGGAAAGUUCAGAGCCAAAAACUCAAUCCGUUUCAGAGCAGGGGAAAGCAAGCGACCCGCUUGUUGAACAGUUGCUCUUGGACGUUGACGACUAUUCUUUGUCUUUCACUAAUUCUUUUCUUGAUUUUGAUUAUUUAAACGACUGGAUUGACCCGAGAUCUGACCCGUAUAGUAUGGAGGCAGGCGAUUCCGGGGCUGUCAAUGCUGGUGGUGAUUUCAGUAGUAAUGGAGCUUGUGAACAGGUAGAAUAUUCAGAGGGACGUGAAAAGAUGGGUUCUUUGAGCUGUUUGGGACCUGAGAAGAGUGUGCAUGGGAGUUUGGACAAGGGAGUGGAAAAAGAUUGUGGUGGGGAAGUUAAAGUUAAGGAGGAGACAGUGGUGAGCUGUGGAGAUGGGAAGGUGGGGGAGUUGGGUUGUUUGAUUGAGGAGGAGAUGGGAAAAGUUAAUUUAAAUGGUGUCUCAAGUUUAAAGGAGGAAGAUGGAGUUAUGGACAGAGAUAUGAACAGUGUGGGGAUUACUGAAGAUGGAGGUGAGGGUAUUGCCAUGAAUAAUGGAAACCAGAAGGGAGUAACUAGUAAUGAGUUAGUGAUUGGUGAAGAUGAGAGCAGUGGUGAUUCUGAUUCUGGGUCUGAGACUGAAAGUUCAUCUUCUUCAUCUUCUUGUGCCUCCAGUAGUGAUGAUGAUGACGACGAUGAGGAAGAAGACGAGGACAAGGAUAAUAGCAAUAGAAAGGGUUCAGAAAUGGAAGAAGGUGAGAUCCUAGCACGUGGUGCAGAUGAUAUGGUUGCUUGGAGCCCAGAUGAUGAUGAUGAUGAUGUUGAGGAGAGUGGUCCUAAGGGCCCAAUAAGGUCUAAGAAUGAGGUUAAGGACCUCCCUUAUGUUCCUCCUGUGAAUGUGACUAUACAACCACAUCACCAGACCUUGCCAGUCGGAAAUAUUUCUUCGAUAAUUGGAGCCCAAGUCAUUGUUGAAGGGGUGGAGAAGCACAAUCCUCUCAACGAGGGUUCCAUUCUGUGGAUCACUGAAAGCAGAUCCCCACUUGGGAUAGUGGAUGAAAUAUUUGGGCCUGUGAAGAACCCUUACUACAUUGUUAGGUACAAUUCUGAAAAUGAUGUACCUGUAGGAAUCCAACAAGGCACUUCAAUUUCUUUUGUCCAGGAAUUCGCAAAUCAUGUCCUUAAUGACAAAAAUAUUUACAAAAAGGGAUAUGAUGCAUCCGGAGAGAAUGAUGAAGAGUUAUCUGAAGAGGCAGAAUUUUCAGACGAUGAAAAGGAAGCUGAAUACAGGAGAUUGAUGAAAAUGAAAAAGAGGGGCACAAGUGAACAGAAAUUUGGAAACAAGACAAUGGACAAGAAGAAAGUAAAAAAUCGACCUGUGAAUCAGAAACAGAAUCAAGCAUUUGCUCCACAAGCAUCAACUGGUAAUGUUAGUGGAAACCUUGACCAAAGCCAGCAAUGUGUUCCUCCACCUUUUGCAGCAUCGGGUGAUCAAAGGAAUAACGUAACCACUGGUGGCCAAGCACAAGGUUCUGGCAAUGGUCCUUGGUCAGAUCCUGCAUUGCCUCAGCUGCCACAAUUCCAUGGUUACGGUGCACCUUCUAGUGGUCUGGGAAUGAAUGGAAUCCCUUGUCAGCAGCCACAGAACACUGGGCUUCCUUCUUUCCCCGCACCAACCCAGUCCCCCGGUUUUGUCCCACCUCAGCAGCAGCAAAGGAUGGCCUUUCCGGGUGUCUUACCUGCUAUGAACAUGCAAUGGCCACAGCAAAGUCAUCCCCAUCCUCUUUUUCAAAUGCCCUUUCCAAACGUGUUACCACUUCAGCAACAAAUGAAUACUGGUCAAAUGUUUCCUUCUAACUUUAUGCCAGGUGGACAACCAGGUUUCAACACCGGUUCAGUUCCACUGGGACAAGGGAUGUUCAACCAACCACCAUUUGGAUUGGGCUUACAUAACCAAAACACUCCUCUCCCCAUGAAUUCGGGCCAGCAAGCGGUGCCACCCAAUGGACCUCAAAGUGGAUCCAACAAUGAUUCAUGGACACCUCCCGACUCUUCUUGGAAUUCUAAUCAACCUAGGCACUCUCACGGUGGCAGGCAAGCAAACCGCAGGGGUGGUGGCCGUUUUAGAGGUGGACGAGGCAGGCGACACAACAAUUGACUGUCAAAACAAGUGGUAUGCAUGCCCCCACUGUCCCAAGAAAAGAAAAAGAAAAUUGUAGAGAGGAGUAUGGUGUGAUCAUAUAAAGCUCUUGUUAGUUCUGGCUGUAUUACCAGAAUCACAAUAUGUGGAUGCUAUGCAAUUCCAAAUACUAGUAGUUUUAUGAAUUAUUAAUUAAUAUUAAAGUGAGAAUGUUAGCAUUAUUACAUUUUGUUAAGGAAAACACAUGAAUGUUUGUAUCCAAACAGAUUUUUU
Molecule: messenger RNA, 2572 nt
Organism: Ipomoea nil (Japanese morning glory)
Lineage: Eukaryota; Viridiplantae; Streptophyta; Magnoliopsida; Solanales; Convolvulaceae
Product: H/ACA ribonucleoprotein complex non-core subunit NAF1
Exons: 3
Coding region: 131-2317 (728 amino acids)
Biological process (GO): box H/ACA snoRNP assembly; ribosome biogenesis; pseudouridine synthesis
Cellular component (GO): sno(s)RNA-containing ribonucleoprotein complex
Molecular function (GO): RNA binding
Source: RefSeq, a predicted model, not a curated record